Messenger RNA from Monomorium pharaonis (pharaoh ant), 10980 nucleotides. It is a transcript of the gene Utx, whose product is annotated as histone demethylase UTY. Lineage: Eukaryota; Metazoa; Arthropoda; Insecta; Hymenoptera; Formicidae. Gene Ontology annotation, molecular function: protein binding; chromatin DNA binding; histone H3K27me2/H3K27me3 demethylase activity. Gene Ontology annotation, biological process: regulation of gene expression. The transcript is spliced from 11 exons. The coding region runs from base 1249 to 4935 and encodes 1228 amino acids. The record is from RefSeq and is a predicted model, not a curated record. Gene Ontology annotation, cellular component: MLL3/4 complex.
UUCAACCUCGCUCAUUCCUGUGUAUUACUUUUUUGUGCUUUACGCUACACCCGGUAUAACGAGCACAUUCUUUUUUUUUCCUCCCUAUCAAAUCGGUAUUUAAGUUACCUUUCGCGCUUCAUUUCGAUGCAUCGCGUCGCAAAGAGGGUAAACGCGCGCGUCGGGCGGUGGCUCGGCGACGAGUGUCGCGGCGCGCUGCUCUAAAACAGGGCCGCUACGCAUGCGCGCUUCCUCCUCGUUCCACCGCGCGAGGCGCGCGCGAGGUUGCGGGUCGGGGAGGAGGGGGGAGGGGGGGAGUGCCGCCUCCUAAUCCCAACUUGCCCUACGUGCCGACCAGGCGCGUCAGUCGCGCGAGAGCCUUCGACGUGUGGAGGUGUCUCCGCGCUCCGCGUGCGUUACCGCCGCUCUCUCUUUUUCUCUCUCUCGGACACAAGUACAUAUACACACACAAAACACACACACGCACACACACACGUUCUCCCCCCCGUCUCUUUCCUCCCCUCGAAACCCGCGCGACGACGCAUCACUGCCACUAGCCGUAAUAAUAGUUAGACGGAGAGAUUACACUGCCGGAGUACUUCUGGGUGCCGAAGGCGCGCGCGCGCGCGCGCAUAAUCGCGUUCGCGAUCGCGUGAUAACCGCAAGGAAAUUGGCCGCGUAUCGCCGCGGAGAGUGCUGCACUUGACGGCCGAGAGGACGCGGCGAGGCGGACGAGGUUUCCGCGAGUGCGUUUCCCCCGAGGUGUUCGUCUCACUGGUUUUCGUGUUCAUUUCUGUGUUCCAACGCUAUUGUAUGACAUACAAUGCACACUGCCGGAAGCGCGCGCUGAGGCGACCAGCGCGAGCAAACUGAUCCCCGAGUGCGUCGUCGGGAGCCAGGAGGCGUCUCAUCGAGAAACGACGUUUCUCAACCGUUGCGUCGGGGGAGGAAGGAGGAGGAGGUGGAGGAGGAGGAGGACUGCAACAGCAGCAGCAGCACCAUCACCAGCACCAGCAACAGUAAGGAGAACGAUAGAACGAGAGAGGAAAACGGGAGGAGAGGAGGCGUGUGUGGACACACUAUUGCAUCGGAGCGUAUCGGGGAAAAAGAGGAGAGGCGGGCCGAUACUCGACGACGCGCGUCGUCAUUUAAACCGCCACCUCCGCCGCCGUUGGGAGAUUUAAAUGGGCCGUGAAGGCGUUCCAGCAGGUGCUAUGGGUGGAACCAGGAUUCCCACGGGCCUGCGAGGUUCACCUACGGCUCGGCUUGAUGCUGAAGGUCCACGCUGAGUUCGACGCCGCCUUGAAGCACCUGACCCUCGCGCUGAUCGAUGCCACGACACCUGCCUCCUUCUCCAAGCUCGAGAUCAAGUUUCACAUUGCUCACUUGUACGAGGUUCAGGGCAAAUACCGUCUGGCAAGGGAGCAUUACGAGGCCCUAUUAAAAGAAAAGGUCGUACCGUUGCACCUGAAGGCCGACAUCUACCGUCAACUAGGAUGGAUGUACCACGUGGUUGAGUGUACGGUGCUGGGCAUAAGCAGAACGCAGAAGCAAGCCGCAGCUAUCAUCUGUCUGCAGAAGUCCAUCGAAGCUGAACCGAAGAGCGGGCAGAGCCUCUAUCUUUUGGGACGUUGUCUGGCCGCCUCCGGAAAGGUGCACGAUGCGUUUAUCGCGUACAGAAAUUCGGUCGAAAAAUCGGAAGGCAAUGCGGACACGUGGUGUAGCAUAGGAGUACUAUAUCAGCAGCAGAAUCAGCCUAUGGAUGCACUGCAAGCCUAUAUAUGCGCCGUGCAAUUAGAUAAAUCCCAUUCGGCUGCUUGGACUAAUUUAGGCAUACUGUACGAAAGUGUUAGCCAACCAAAAGACGCUCUGGCCUGUUACGUUAACGCAUCCAGGGGAAAUAGCAAUAUAGCAAAUUGCACGGGCCCAUUUGCGGGCCUGGGUGGCGUUAAGUCCGGUGGCAACAACCCGAUGAACCCGUCCCUCCAACAGCGCAUCAGCUUUCUGCAGAGUCACCUAAGUCAAGCACCAAUGCCUUCCGUCGCUACCAAGAGGCGGCAGUUGCCGUCAAUCGAAGAGGCUUGGAAUCUACCGAUUAGUGCAGAAAUGUCCAGCCGGCAGCAGCAGCAACAGCAGCAACCCGGUGGACCUUCGUACAAAUAUGGUGCCACGCCGACUGGACCGCCUCCGCCUUAUCCUCAAGCUCAGGGACAGAAUGCUAAGCGAUUUAAGACCGACGAAAUGAUAUCGGCCGCGCCGCAGCAACGAGCACCGCCGUUUUAUUUAACGCAGCAGCAAAUACAAAUGCUACAAUUCCUACAACAAAAUAUCAAUAACCUGACGCCACAUCAGCACAAUCAGCUUGUCCAGUUGCAACAUCAAUAUCGUGCGAUGCAGCAACACCAACAACAGAUCAGGCUGCAGCAGCAACAAGCAAUACAGCGAGGCCUAAGGCCGGGGCAGCCUGGUUUUCCCACGGCAUACGGCCAUUCUCCGAACCUCGGCCAAGCGUCUGGUGUCGUCAAGAACUAUGGCAUACCGCAACAACCGUUGCAGCAAGGAGGUACGGUUGCGCUGCAGACGGGUUUUUCUGACACUAAUGUCGGGUACAAUACAGCGGCGACCGGGAACACUACACAGACACCAGGAAUGCCUUACAAAUCUGCCUCCGAUCCUACGUAUCCGUCGCAAAGACAACAGAUCACUGGUGCCCAGUACGGUAGCCAGUAUCAGCAGCAACCGAAUCAGUAUACUGCUCAGGGUUACACGCAGGUCACGACGGCGACCAGUGGCUUCUCGGAGAGCUCGACAGUAGUUGCUGCGAAUAAGGACAAUCUGGGUGUAACGGAUCAGGAGUUGCAGGCGCUGCUAUCACAGAAGGACAUAGCUACGUCGUUGGCGGAAGACUUGCUCAAACAUUUCGGUUCCGAUGAUUUGGAAACCGUCGUAAAGGAGGAACCGUCGAGUGUCAUCAAUGACAACGGCACGUUGAGCUCCAAUUCGUUCUCACCGUCGAAGGAGAACGCAGCGGAUAAGGUAAAGGAGAUUAAACUGGAAAAGUCGGAAGAAGCGGCUUCCCAGCCGACACAAUCGAAAUCCUCGACGGAUGCUGUGAUAACAACGGCUAUGACGACGACCGCAACGACGACUGUAACGACAGUGAAAAGUGAGACGACGACGGUGAAGGGCGAGACGACGACUUCGUCGUUAUCCUCUAACACGACAGUAACGACGACAGCAAUAAAGAGCGAAGUGACAAAUAUUACCAAGACAGAACCGAUGAUGAAUCUGAAGCUUGAGUCGUUAUGCGAAUCGCAACCGGAACAAGAAUUGAGCAUUGAAAUGGAUGCCAGGACGAUGAUCGAGGCGUGCAAGGGCCAAGGGUUGAAAGGCGUGCCGAACUGUUCGAUAUUGAGCGAUCGUUCGCCACCGCCGGCGCCGCCGGAUCCACCUACGCAACGAUUGACGAAGGAACAACUGUUGCCGCCUACUCCGAGUGUCUACCUGGAGAAUAAAAAGGACGCUUUUAGUCCACAUCUACAGGAAUUUUGUUUGAAACACCCGAUUGCCGUGAUACGUGGUCUCGCAGCAGCGCUUAAGCUUGAUCUAGGCCUUUUCUCAACUAAGACUUUGGUCGAGGCGAAUCCAGAUCACGGUAUCGAGGUGCGCACACAAAUGCAACAGACCAGCGAGGAAAACUGGGAUCCAACGCUCAAUAAGAAGGUCUGGAACUGCAUCAGUCACCGUAGUCACACGACGAUUGCCAAGUACGCGCAAUAUCAAGCCUCCAGCUUCCAGGAAAGUCUGAGAGAAGAGAAAGUGCAGGGUGGCGUACACGCUUCCAAUCUGUCAGAUUCAGACUCGAAAGACAGCACUGGACAAACCGUCCGACGUAAAAAGAAUACUUUUGGUCUAGCUGGCCGACCAGGAACCAAGAUGUUGCGCUUUGGUACUAAUGUCGAUCUAUCAGAUGAGAGGAAGUGGAAGCCACAGUUACACGAACUAAUGAAAUUACCGGCCUUUGCCAGAGUUGUAUCUGCCGGAAACAUGCUUAGUCACGUGGGCCAUGUGAUUUUAGGAAUGAAUACCGUACAAUUGUACAUGAAGGUACCUGGUAGCAGAACACCUGGACAUCAAGAGAACAAUAACUUUUGUUCUAUUAAUAUUAACAUUGGACCAGGUGACUGCGAAUGGUUUGCAGUACCAGACGCGUAUUGGGGCGUAAUAUGCUCGCUUUGUGAGCGCAAUGGCAUCAGUUACUUGCACGGCAGUUGGUGGCCGAAUCUAGAUGAUUUGUACGAGGAAAAUAUUCCAGUAUACAGGUUCCAUCAGCGACCGGGCGAUCUCGUAUGGGUGAAUGCGGGUUGUGUGCAUUGGGUACAGGCGGUCGGCUGGUGCAACAAUAUUGCAUGGAACGUUGGUCCUCUCACUGCCAGGCAGUAUCAGCUCGCGAUCGAGCGCUAUGAAUGGAAUAAGCUACAGGCAUUCAAAUCGAUUGUGCCGAUGGUGCAUUUAUCGUGGAACUUGGCGCGUAAUAUCAAGGUGUCGGAUCCACGACUAUUCGAGCUGAUCAAGAACUGUCUUCUACGAACGAUGAGACAGUGUUGCUUAAUACUGGAGUUUGUGAAGAACAAGGACGUGGAAGUGCGGUUCCAUGGGCGUGGCAAGAACGAGGCUUCGCACUACUGCGGCCAGUGCGAAAUUGAGGUGUUCAAUAUUCUGUUUAUUCGCGAACAGGAAAAGCGUCACGUGGUGCAUUGUAUGGAUUGCGCGCGCAAGCAAUCUCCUUCAUUAGAGGGAUUCGUCUGCUUGGAGGAAUAUCGAAUGCGCGACUUGAUGGACGUUUACGAUGGAUUCACUUUGUACAUGCCACUAGCCACUAGCACCGCUACCACCAUCUCUUCCUUGUCAACAGUUCCAACGAUGUUACAGGCACAAACGAGCCAGUCCUCCUGAGGUUACAUGCAACACAUAUACCUGGACUUCCUGAGCACGCUGCAGCAGUAGUGAUUACUACCAUCCGGGAAAUGCGAAUUCUUUCCGGAUGGUAAUGAUCGCUGUUGUUAGUGUUAGUCCUUGUGUCAACGUGAGACGAGAAGACAAUUCGUACGAUAAGCAUUAUCCAUGUACCUGAGAGCUACGCGAAAAGAGGCGGGACCGGCUCCUUGAGAGCUCCUCGUAGGCGACCGUCCGCAAAUAUAUAAGGAUAAGAUAAGGUAAAUGCAUGACAGUAAUUUCUCUCGAAAUAUUCGAUCUUAGAAAAAUAUAUUCCAAGAGAGAGAACUAUUGAAAAUUAUUAUAUCGUAAAAGUGCAUUUUCUAUUGUAAACUUGCUUUAGAAUGUGUUCCGUUAAUUACGUCUUUCUUCCUCUAACAACAAUAUUUUCAGAGAUAUUAAUUUGUCAUGCUUUACCUUAUUUCCUGUACAUGUAUAUAUUUAUAUACACAUACGUAUGCAUACAUGCAUAUGCAUAUUAUACUUAUGUAUAUUUUUAUCUCAAUUUGUGACGGCAGCCUUUUCAGUAUGCGCUUUAAUCUACACCUGACUAUUUAAAUUCGCUGUUAGGAACGUGAUUAUUGCGACAAAGCUUUGUGAGCCGAUCCCAAGAGGAGAGACUAAAUGUGAAAGGAGUGGUCCUCGGUAGACGCGAAAAUCGAUUUGCGCUACUUGCGACUCGCUCGCUUGCUCGUUAGUUAGCCCUGUUUGUACAAAUCUAUAACUCGCUUAUCUAUAAAAAAAAAGUAUCACCGUCGCUAGAUUAUUUCCUGUAAAUACGCGACGGUGAUUACGUUUUUUUUUUAUAUAGCUCUCGGGUAUUGGCUAGAGAAGACUGUCUGAUUAAUAAAGGACGUAAUAGCGCAAUGAUCGGCCCGUGGCAUCGUCAUGCGAUCGUUUCCGUUUUAGCGCGCUUGACAUUUUCUUUUACCGGAUUCGACCAAGUUUUUCUUUAUCAUCAUUUAUUUAUUGUUGUAGUUAACCAUCAUUGUAAUUCGUGACUUAGAAAUUGUAAAUCUUUAGUUGUUAAAUUGCAUCGCGGGGAGCGUGUUUUUCUUUUCAUCGUGGUAAUCUAAUGUUAAAAUUUUUUUUUAUUUUUGAAUGAUUAGUCCGGAGUGUAAGACCAUGCGUAAUACGUUUUCACUGCCACUUAUGAAACCGUUGAGAUAAAGUGAGAUUUCGCUCUGUGUUAAGGAUCAUGUAAGAAAGAGGACGCAAAGUCGCCCACAUCGUUAAUUAAUCAUUGUUAGAAAAAAAUACGUAUAAAGGCAUAUUACUGCCUUGCGUGACACUGCUCAAAUUAUUUGUACAUUUUUGUAUGCAAAUCAAUCAUGAGAUGAUCAGGACUAAAGAAAAAAGAAAUUAGUAAGUGUCUCUAGAGUGUAGCAUGAUCUCUACUGCCAACCAUGCAUAUUUCCUGUUAAAUGAAACGAUCAAUUAUUAAAAUUUAAGUGUUGCAUUAAAUUAAAUUCCCAUAAGGGGAUGGAAAUUUAAUAUCUAGGACGAUUAUCGAUUGUUCGUUCAAAUAAAUCUCUAUAGAGAUUAAAAUAAAAAUGAAGGGUUAAAAGUAAACGGACUCUGAGGAAUGGAAAUACGGCGGAUAUAAGAGACCCAUGUCUAUAUCUCGGGAUUAAAAAUAAAAUCUUAAAUUUCAAUCAAUUGUAAUUUCUCAUGUGUGAUGUCGACUACACGUCUUAUGAGAUAUGUAAUAUUUUUGUUUCUUGUAAAAAUGAUAUUCCUACGGUAAGGAGUUGUACGCGCGUGCACUAUGAUUUUUUGUUAGCAAAAUUUUCGUGCUCUAGCGAAAGAAAAGUGCUCGCAGGGCGAUGAUACGCGGCAAUGAAAAAAGAAGAGAGGGCGGAAAGGGGAGAGAAUAGAGACACACCGUAGAAAAGAAAGAGAGCUUCUUGUUCAUCAGGUUAACUGUACUUUAAGACAAAUGUACCUUCACUCACAGUCUCGUCAAUUGAUCACGGCGUUCACAGCCGACGUAACGUGCCAGAGUUACGCUUAUCUUAUCGCCAUCCUGUACAUUAGCAGCUCGAUUCGAGGAACUUGAGGAUUAAGAGUAGUAUCUUUUUACCGUUGUUAAACUAAUAUUGUACAAAACGCAAUCAGCCGGAAUAAUUCAGACACCUGGCCUGUUACUGUAACUACACUAAGGUCGAAAAACGAAAGAAAUUACGUCACUGCGUUUACCUGCAAGUGUUCCUCUAUUAAAAAUGGAUUUACUUUUAAUUCUCAAUUCCUCGACCCCCGUCCCAAGCGAACUGUGCACGAGAGGGGGAGGGGGGAGAGGUAAAAAAAGAAGAAAAGUAGUUAGCUCUUUGCGUUACGAAAAAGAAUCACCCGUAAAAGAAGCGAUGUAUUUUUGAAUAUCUAGAAGCGCUAGUUCCAUCGAAUCAGUAGUUUUGAGAAAUUAAACGAAAGCGAAAAGGAGGAUCGCCGCGUUUCUCCUCUUAUUUUCUACAUGAUUGUACUCUAGACAAGUCAUAAAUGCCUAUAACGUUUGUCGGAUCAACUUAUCGACGCUUCCUGCUAAUUUUGAGUACUCUUCAGAACAAUAUACGUAGAUUCAGGUAUUGUAUAGGAAAAAUUGUCGCAAAACUGUCCUGGAAGUAUUCUUGGCCUGUUAAAUUUUGUCAAGCAGUAAAGUCGCGAGUACUUUUAAGGAUAGUGUGGUGAGGAAAGGUUGAAUACCUCGCUCUGUUUUGGAUCUAGAUAGUAUCACUGGGACACGAGUUUUCGUGGCAAUCAUUUAACGUCUGCUAUCAAUUCAAGGUAAUCCCAAGAUAUAUAGGUAAAAGAAAAAUAUAUAAGAUAGCUAAACUCUAUUAUCACGUGACAAGAUGUCCAACUAGACUUUCCAUUGCAUGACGAAUCGACUGAUCUUGCUCGAUCAAAGAACAAACUCUUUAAAGGGCAGACUUUAGUUGAGGUAGAAGAUUCUUGAAAAAUUUCUAAAGGAUUUCUAACAAAAUUCUCGAGAGAUUAAUUACAUGUCAACUUCCAAAGGGGAGGGGGGAUCAAGAAAUUAAUUACGUGUCACAUGUUCACUCAACGAGAGAUCUCGACUGAUCUGCGGUAAGCUCGAAGAAGGAAACUUUUGUGAAAGCAUCUUUUCAAUGCAUUUGACUCGAUUCUUGUCGCGGUAUCCAGAAGUUUUAAAGAAAGCUUUAAAGGAGUAUGGAAAUCUUUCUAUAAUAACAAAGCUAUUUUUAUUCGUUUGGACUUGCUCAAAAAGUUUCAAUAAGGCAAGCUACAAAAAUGUCCUGUCAAUGUUGAGAUGUCGGAACAUAUUUUUUUUAAAGAUGAUCUUUUAAAGAUGCGGAUGACCGUGCAAAUUCCGAUGCGAUUUCAAAGUAUUCGAGCGAAUGUUAAGGCAUUUAUGACAUAAUUAGCGUACAGCAAUGACGAUCACGCGCGACGCUUCGGGACGAAAUAGUAGAGAAAAGGAAAAUAAAAUAUACGAGCCGUAUCGAGAGACGGCAGGAUAUAAUCCACCUUCGUCAAGGGGAGGAGGGGGGGGUGUGAAUAACUUUGUUUCUCGUACAUUGUAAAUCGUAUAUACAAGCAUGCUAAUAUGAUCUCAACUUUGCACGAUGUCGGUGGGGAGAGAAGUGAUCGAUAUAUUAUUUUUCCACCGGCAGCCGUAAGUUCCGAACUGAUUUGACACCUAUCGAUUAACGCUACUUCGUAAAUUAUAUAUAUAUAUACAUAUAUAUAUAUAUAUAUAUAUACAUAUUAUAAAUAUAUAAAUAUAUAUUUAAGGUAAAAGAUAAGGAUAAUAGGCAAAUUCACAAGUAGAAAGCUCACGCGAGUUUCUUCGUAAUUAGAGGAGCGAGAUCGGUCGUUUGUGCCACGAUCGCGAAUCGUGCGCGCGUUUGUUCGAUAUUUUCGUAAAUUAAAACGGUAAAUCAUGUGUAAUGUAACGCGAGAAAACAUGCGUGCGAUUCUGAUCUUUCCAGGUUCGAAAAUAAGCCUUUCAAUCGUAAUCCCCUUUGUAAAAGCUUCAGAUAGAGUUUCUGCUCGCGUGCGAGUACAUCCUUGUAUGUAGAAAUGAAAGGGGAAUUUUCGAAGGGAAGGCAUUCAGAUGCGUACACACAAAUUUGAGCGUUCUUGAUAAACGCGCACACAAAAGUAAAGACCAUCGUUAAUCCUCCACGGACCGCGACGUUAGUACACACCUACAAUCGCGAUUUUUAUAGAGAAAAAGGAAUUAAUUCGGUCAUUCCUUUUGAAUAAUUUCCGUGGAGGAUUAAGUCGGUCGAAGGGGGGGGGGGGGCAAAGGAGAAAGAAUGUAUAAGGGCAUAUUUUCGCUAUAAACUACUACUAUUACUAUUAUUAUUACUGCUACUACUAUUACUACUACUACUACUUCUAAUUUAAGUUGUACACCUUGCAAAAGAGAUCGUGCAGACCAGAUGAGAAUUUAUUUUUGGUCCGAGAAAUAAUAUAGCGAGGUAAUAUUUUUUUCUCAUCAAUCCAGCCGUACAUACAUAAAUCUGUAUAAAAGAGCCAUAGCGUUUAUUAUACAUACAUACAUACAUACAUAUAUAUAUAACGAAUCGUUGUAGCUAGCAAUCGUAUAUACAUGUGUGUGUGUGUAGCUUUUGGAAAAGAGACACGGCUGAACGCACUACGUCGCUGUAAGCUAUGUAUUUCUUAACGAGAACAACAACGUGAAAACGUUCACUGCCAAAUUGUGAUAAAUGUGAGAGAUCCCACCUUUAAGCCAGGAGCGUUUUCUUGACUUCUGAUCGCAUUGACCAAUCGUUUUCGCGUCCCAUCCGACUCUCUGUUUUUCCAUAAUCUCCACUACAACAGUUUAUCCCCUCCCCUCGUGUUAUAAUAAUAAUAAUAAUAAUAAUAAAUAAUAAAUAAUAAAUAGUUACCGCGGCAUCCAAUCCGAUCAUAGUCAUCUAUUUUUCCUUAAAUGAAGCUAGACUGUAAUCUAGACGAGGAAAGGAAUGAAGAAGUUAGUCUCGACCAAUGCAGCUAGAAACGAAGGAAACCGCUCCCCUAUUUUAAGCGCCACGAUUUAAAGGCCGUAUUUUAAAGCGACAGACAGAUAUUGUAGAUCGAAGCGAUAUUUUUAAAUACGGGGCACGUUUUACCUGUCGGGAAAGAAAGGUAGUGGAAAGAGGCGAAAAAUAAAAGAGAAGAAAGAAAGCAUCAUCCGGACCGCCUUUUAGCGCUCUUCUAAUUGUAUGUUCAUUACGUGUACAGUGCCUUUGUAUCUUAAAUGAGACAAGUCCCCCCUUCGUCUCUCAGAGAAAGCAAUCGACUUACGACUCGCAAAAUUUUCCGAGCGUUCUCGACAAGAAAUUAUCUUUUACAAUUGGUUAAGAAAGGCCGUGUUCGUGUAAAUUAGAACAGAUAUAGUUUAAAAUAGGAAUUGAUAAAAUUUAAAGAUUCCUCAUUAUAUUUUAUUGGUAUAUAUAUAUAUACAUAUAUAUUUAAUUUAAAAAAAUUUUAUAUAAUUUUAUCCUGAAAAGAAAGAAAAAAUCAUGAUUGGAUCAAGAAAGUAUAAUUUUUCUUUUUAAUACGCAACAUGUUCAAUACUUCAAUGUUUAUAAUAUGCAUUUCUCUGUAAAUAUAAUUUGUCUAUGAAAUUUUUUUUUUCGGAGAAUGCGAAAUUUUGCUGAUGAUAAUCGGUUAACAGUAAGCGAAACAAAUGCGUGAUCUGAGGGAAAGGGAGGCGCGCAGUCCUUCCUACGUGUCGUGACGUUCUUCUGACUAGGUUCAUAAUUGUAAUGAAUUGUCUAAUGAUUAAUAUGUAAAAUUAGAUUAAUUAUUCGAGUAUGUUGUAAAAGUGUACAGUUCAAGCUCGCCAAUCGAAUCGGUCGAGAAGAUGCGGUGGCCCCUAGAGAUCGCGCUGCGGCGGCCACUUUGUAGCUAGCCUUAUUAUGAUUAUCAUUAUUGCCAUUAUUAUCAUGGAUUAUUAUUACGAUUAUAAAUAUUGUGUUUACCGUAAUGUGUAAUAUACGAGGUUACACAAAGGCA